AUGUCCAUCGGUGAAUACUCUGUCGACCAUUUUCAGACCCUUCCCUCCCUGGCGAUUGCACGCACCAACUUUAUGAAGCUGAAUGGCGAUGACCUUGUGAAAGAUGUCUUCAAAAAAUUCUUCAUUGAGCAGGGCAUGGAUCGCACGUUUGGUCUCGCCAUGCUUCACCGUCAUUUUGACCUCGAGCCUGGUGAGAUGCUUGUUGAUUACGAAGGUACAUCUGUACCUUGGAACACAUGCCAUGUCUCCGGAGUGAAACCUCCUCAGCCCGCUAUCUGGGCAGUCUCCUCUGAUGGUGAAUUCAAACCGACUGAGUUCUAUUUCUCGGAGGGGAAGGGCCUGACUAUCGGGGAGGGAGAAUUACGUUUCAUGAAGCGCUUUCAAGAAUUACUUCAUGAGCACAACGUUACCCAAUCAUUUGGUCUCUGCCGAUAUCCUGGAGACGAUUUCAAUGGUUUGUGUGAAAUCACUCAUGGAAGAGCCAAUAUCAACCUGAAACCAAAUGAUGUACGUGGAAUCCAGGAUGUAUCUUGA
Aspergillus viridinutans is the source of this 534-nucleotide messenger RNA. RefSeq lists its product as uncharacterized. The record is from RefSeq and is a predicted model, not a curated record. The transcript has a single exon. NCBI's taxonomy places the organism in Eukaryota, Fungi, Ascomycota, Eurotiomycetes, Eurotiales, Aspergillaceae. The coding region runs from base 1 to 534 and encodes 177 amino acids.